This is a messenger RNA of Arctia plantaginis, 960 nucleotides long. The record is from the annotation of a GenBank genome assembly. Lineage: Eukaryota; Metazoa; Arthropoda; Insecta; Lepidoptera; Erebidae.
AUGGCUAACAUAGACCUAGAUAAGCCCCGCUUUGACCAGAAUACAUACACGGGUCGAGCGAAACAUUUCCUGCUACUCACCAACCCGCUUAAUCUUUUGGCUUCCGAAUCCGACCUGGAUGAAGCGAAGAAGAUUGUUACUGAAUUUAGGAAAACUCGGAAAUUGCCCCCUGGGUACGACGCAGACAAAUUAUGGGCGACUAAAUACUUGUACGAUAGUGCGUUCCACCCGGAUACUGGCGAGAAGAUGCUCGCCAUUGGUCGGAUGUCCGCGCAGGCGCCGAUGAACACCUUAAUCACCGGAUGUAUGAUAACGUUCUACAAGACAAAACCAGCGAUCAUUUUCUGGCAGUGGAUCAAUCAGACGUUCAACGCUGUCGUCAACUACACGAAUCGCUCCGGAGAUGCGCCAAUCACUACCAAGCAACUGUUCGCAUCUUACUGCGCGGCCUGUGGUGGUGCCUUAACUACUGCGUUGUACCUCAACAGCAAAACAAAGAACAUGAACCCAAUGUUCUCGCGGCUAGUGCCAUUUGCGGCUGUCUGCGGAGCUAACUUCAUCAAUAUCCCUAUGAUGAGGAGCAAUGAAUUGAUGAAUGGCACUCCGGUAUUCACGGUGCCAGAUGGACAGCGGGUGGGUGACUCGGUGACGGCAGCACGCGUCGGGAUAUUCCUCGUCUGUAUAUCUCGUGUGGUGAUGGCUGUCCCCGGAAUGACGAUCACGCCAGCCAUAACGAACUGGGCCACGAAGCGCGGCAUGUUCUGCCACUACCCGCUGGCGGUGAUCCCGUUCCAGCUGUCGCUGGUGGGGUUGUGCGUGACGUUCGCCACGCCGCUGGCGUGCGCGCUGUUCCAGCAGCGCGCCACGCUGCCCGUCGCCAACCUCGAGCCCGACCUGCAGGAAUUUGCAAAGAAGAAAUUCCCUAAGACGACCACAGUGUAUUACAACAAGGGAUUGUAA